Messenger RNA from Branchiostoma floridae (Florida lancelet), 2335 nucleotides. RefSeq names its product GPI mannosyltransferase 2-like. NCBI's taxonomy places the organism in Eukaryota, Metazoa, Chordata, Leptocardii, Amphioxiformes, Branchiostomatidae. The transcript is spliced from 3 exons. Gene Ontology annotation, biological process: GPI anchor biosynthetic process. Gene Ontology annotation, cellular component: endoplasmic reticulum membrane; mannosyltransferase complex. Gene Ontology annotation, molecular function: GPI mannosyltransferase activity; alpha-1,6-mannosyltransferase activity. The coding region runs from base 77 to 1549 and encodes 490 amino acids. The record is from RefSeq and is a predicted model, not a curated record.
UUAUGAGUUCUCGUGUAAAUCUCGCGUGAAUUUGCGAGACUUUACCCAAAAGGUCACUUGGGGUCAGGACUGGAGGAUGGCAGGAUACGAAGAAGAAGUUGUCAAGUUUGCCGUGUUUUCACGGGUUAUGCUGAUUCUGUGGCAGAUGGUCAGCAACAACCUGAUCCCAGACCAUGAUGCGGGAGUCUUCAACCCACCUGUCAGACAUCCUGUAGGAAUUGGGGACCAGUUCAUGGAUGUACUCUUCGGUGGCUUCUCACAUUGGGACUCCGCACACUUCCUGUACAUAGCAGACAAUGGCUACACCAUUCAGAAACAUUUCGCCUUCUUCCCGUUAUUCCCAACCACAGUGAAAACCGUUUCAGAGACCGUCCUCUUCCCACUGCGUUUUUUCAUGAAUGGCCACAGUGCACUACUUGUUACAGCUGUUGCUGUGAAUGUGCUGUUCUUUGUAGCAGCAGCAUUUGUGCUGUUCAGACUGUCCAUCAUGACGCUACAUGACAGACAGCUGGCCCUAAGGACAGCGUUGCUGUUCUGUAUCAACCCUGCCGGUAUCUUCAUGUCGGCUGCGUACUCUGAAUCGUUAUUUGCCUUUGUGAGUUUUUACGGGAUGCUAGCCAUGGAGCGAAAGCAGUAUCUACCUGCAACCUUAUUGUUUGCAUUGUCAAGCACAACCAGGUCCAAUGGAAUUGUCAACUGUGGGUUUGUUGUAUUCUUCACAGCAAAAGAACUGAUGUCCAAAUUGAGACUCCCUUUAACAGAGUUCAGUUUACAAGAUGUUCUGUUUAUAGUAUUAAAAUUGAUAUCAACUGUUUGUUACAUAUCAGCUAUUCUAGCACCCUUUGUGGCAUUCCAGUAUCAUGCAUAUCAUCUCUACUGCGGUGACUUUAAAAGAGAGAAGGCUCUGGUUCUGUGGCAUCCUUUAUUUCCCACAGACAAUGAGGAGUAUUUGCCACCAGGAAGUACCACCAUCCCCCCAUGGUGUAACUGGACAGUCCCCAGUGCAUACUCCUACAUACAAGACUCCUUUUGGGACGUGGGAUUCCUCCGCUACUAUCAGCUCAAACAGAUCCCGAACUUUAUCCUCGCUGCUCCGAUGAUAGCACUGUGUGGAUUUGCUGUUUACAGUUAUUGUAGAGUCAACUGGAGUCUCUGUAGAACACUGGGGCUGGGUGCUGAGAGGAAGGAAGAUGAUGAGAAACCAAGAACUGGUUUCAACAGUCCGCAGGUGUUUGUUUACAUCGCCCACCUGAGCUUUCUUCUACUGUUUGGUGUCACCAACAUGCAUAUACAGGUAGUGACAAGGUUCCUAGCUUCAUCAAGCCCUGUUAUCUACUGGUUUGCAGCCCACCUCACCAGAGAUGAUCCUCAGCAUUCCAAAACAAACCCUGCUGCAUCUGAAAAUACUGUGUACCCAACUAACCCAGUGCUGCAGCAGAUUCACAACUGGAAGUCAGCUAGAAGAACUACCCAAGCAGUUCUGGGUUAUUUUCUUUUCUAUAAUGUUGUUGGAGUUGCUCUGCAUAGUAACUUCUUCAACUGGACAUAGUGACUUUGACUAGAAUAUACAUGUGUGAUGUAUACGGUUACCGUAGUUAGAUGUCAGUGUUGUGCAAAUGUAGGUACUACAUUUUGUUGUACCUGUUUUGUAAAAGAUGUGUAAUUUUCAUAAAAAGGUAUCUGAUUCUGUUGCAUUGUGUCCAUAGUAGGCUCCACAGUCCAAGGAAGUUACCACAGGUUUGUAAAUAAAAGAAAUACUCAGCCACUCUGAGUUACAUCAGACUAAAACAACAAUAUAUUAUACAUUGCUUUUUUUAUUUCUGAGUAUACAAAGUACACAGUCAAAGGUAUUAUUCUGGAAGAGUCUUAGUUAACUGGUUGUAUGUGUUACGACUGAAUCCAGGCAUAUACUGAGGCACAACACAGAAGUGACACAUGCUGUAAUUUAAGGCAAGGUGCUUCAUCAAUAGCAUUGCAAACAUCUUUUUGGUCCAAUUCAUCUUUAAAGUGACCUAAACAAAUUCAAAGGCAACUCUAAUAAAUGGUCUUUGAUUUUCAUGGUCUUAUCAGAUACCUCACAAUUGCUUUGCAAGCCAUUUGGGCACUAUGAUGUGAUGUUUUGGUCUUGAACUGUUUGGAUAAACUUAUAAAGAAUGAAAGGCUGAAGGAAUUUUGAGCACCAAUCUUUUUUGUCAAUUCUACCUCCUAGUUGAGCAUGGCUGAGAUGUUAACAAAAUGCUGUGAAAUAGCUGAAAGAAAAACAUUAUUGCUGGAAUGACCCGAUGAACAACUAUGACCAGUAUGAGUUGGCCUUGACAAUGCAAAUCAUUAAACA